GAAGGAAGGAAGGAGUCAACAAAAACAAUUCACAUGCGACAAAGGAUUCCACUUGGUAAACAAACAAAUACAUGAGUCUAGUUUUUUUCCGGAAUAAAUAAUCCUUCCUUCCUCCCUCCACCAUCUUCUUUCUCCAAACAAAUCCCAAUAAUUUUUGUUUAAUGGGUUCAAUUGGGUUUUCUUCUCUGUUUUCCUCCCCAAAAGUUUACAAAAGCCCUUCAGCAAAAUCAAAUUUGGGUUUGAUGGAGCGUUUGAGUGUGGACAUUCAUCGAGCAGAGGGCAGGAAAUUGAACGUGCCACUGUUGGCGCCUUUUACGAUCGCCACAUCGAAAGUGGAGGGAGUGGAGAACGUGGGUAUUCGGGUGGAACUGAAGAAUGGGUGUUGCGGCUGGGGGGAGGCUCCGAUCCUCCCCUUCGUUACGGCCGAGGAUCAGACCACGGCGCUCAGGAAGGCCGCCGAGGCCUGUCACUUUUUGAACAACACUCAGGCCCCCAUGCCUUUGGGUCACCUCUUGAGGGAGAUUGCUCAACUCCUUCCUGGACAUCAUUUUGCUUCCGUUAGAGCUGGGGUCGAGAUGGCUCUCAUUGAUGCCGUUGCAACCAGCAUUGGCACCCCAUUAUGGAGAUUCUUUGGUGGGGUUUCAAAUACGAUUACCACAGAUAUAACAAUACCUAUUGUUUCUCCAACCGAAGCCGCCCAGUUGGCUUCAAAGUAUUAUAAACAAGGGUUCAAGACUUUGAAGCUUAAGGUCGGAAAAGAUUUGAAUGCAGAUAUUCAAGUGCUAAAAGCUAUACGUGUGGCCCACCCUCAUUGUCUGUUUAUUUUAGACGCUAAUGAAGGCUACACUUCCUCCGAAGCUAUUCAGGUUCUUGAAAAGUUACAUGAAAUGGAGGUGACCCCUAUACUUUUUGAACAACCAGUUCACAGAGACGAUUGGGAAGGCCUUGGCCACGUCACUCGAAUUGCCAAAACUAAAUACGAUGUUUCAGUUGCUGCUGAUGAAAGUUGUAGAAGUUUAGCAGAUGUUAGAGAAAUAGUGAAACGACAACUUGCUGAUGUGAUUAAUAUUAAACUUGCCAAACUAGGUGUUCUAGGGGCUCUUGAAAUUAUUGAUUUUGCAAAAGCUUCAGGUCUUGAUUUGAUGAUUGGUGGUAUGGUUGAAACUAGACUUGCCAUGGGCUUUGCCGCCCAUCUUGCUGCUGGUUUAGGAGGCUUUAAAUAUAUCGACUUAGAUACACCGCUUCUGUUAGCAGAAGAUCCAGUAUAUGAAGGUUAUGAAGUCUCGGGUCCAACUUACAAGUUUACAAAUGCUAGAGGCCAUGGUGGUUUCCUUCACUGGGACAAUAUCGCAUGCAUGGAUUACCUGUGGAGCAGAUGACUGGUAGUGGAAGAAAGAUGAUGGAUGCUUUGUACUUGGCCUUUGUUUGUUUGUUUGCUGCUGCCUAUGAUCUCAGCAGUUGGUUGUACCUGGUAGUACCUUAUGGAGCAUCUUGUUUUUAAUGUUUUGUGUUGUCUUGAAGGGUUAUUAAGAAAGCUAGUUGAUUUUCCGCCCGCGUGUUGCGGCGGGGACCUAAUGUCUGCAAAACGCGUGUCGGCAACGGCAAGUAGAUACCAAAUAUCAAAACAUAAAUAAAAAUGACGUACCGAUA
This is a messenger RNA of Helianthus annuus (common sunflower), 1650 nucleotides long. Its product is annotated as L-Ala-D/L-amino acid epimerase. Gene Ontology annotation, molecular function: racemase and epimerase activity, acting on amino acids and derivatives. The transcript has 7 exons. The coding region runs from base 162 to 1379 and encodes 405 amino acids. The record is from RefSeq and is a predicted model, not a curated record. NCBI's taxonomy places the organism in Eukaryota, Viridiplantae, Streptophyta, Magnoliopsida, Asterales, Asteraceae.